Molecule: messenger RNA, 1557 nt
Organism: Lates calcarifer (barramundi perch)
Lineage: Eukaryota; Metazoa; Chordata; Actinopteri; Centropomidae
Product: CD209 antigen
Exons: 8
Coding region: 66-1208 (380 amino acids)
Source: RefSeq, a predicted model, not a curated record
CCUGACAAAUAAUCUCUCUGGGAAAGACUGCUCAGACUGCUCAGACUGCUCUCAUCUCAGCCACAAUGGAGGACAAAGAAAAUUCAGGUGGCACUUUUGAUGGCGCAACUAACAAAUUGAUUUGUCAAGAGGACUUCAGCACAGAUGAGCACUUGCUCUACUCAAAUCAAGAAAAGCAGCAAGUGUCCAUGUCCAUGGUGAGAGCUGAAUCCAGUCUGAAUCAUUAUAGAGUUCUUGCAGUGAGCCUGGCAGUGCUCGCUGUCGUUCUUCUAGCUGUUGACAUUGGCCUGGGAGUCUAUUACAGCAAACUCACAAUAACAGACAUCAACAGUGAGCUGGCCAAACUGCAGGCUACUUAUAACACUACAACCCAAAGCAAGGAAGAGGUCAGGAAGCAGAUGGCAAGAAAAAUCAGUGAGCGCCAACGCACCAAGUAUGAGAUUGAACAUCAGAUUAGAAGAAGCAAAGACUAUGAAGAACUGACUAACAAAAUUCAAAAGCAAAUUGCAGUGUUGAAUUACCACAUACCAAUGAUGGAGGAGGGCUGCAGACAAGGCUGUUUACCCGGAUGGACUUUCAUGAACUCAGCAUGUUACUUCUUUGCUCUCUCUCAAGAAAUUUCACUCAGAUCAUGGAGUAGAGCCAGAUGGUUCUGUCAGAGGCUAGGAGGCGAUUUGGCAAAGAUAGACACCCGAGAGAAGCAUCUGGCAGUAAGUGAAAUGAUAAAUACUUACUAUGACCCCUCACUGUUUUCGGAAGAAGAAGAUACUGGCUUCUGGAUUGGACUAUCAGAUCAAAAAGAGGAAGGGAACUGGAAGUGGCCGGAUGAAACAGAGCUGACUGAGGGGUACUGGAAAAAUGGAGCACCCAUCAACUACGGUUUUGAGGAUUGUGUAGCUACGUAUCACGGCAAGCCCUACAUGGCCUGGGAUGAUAUUGCAUGCCAUCAUGACCUGAGAUGGAUUUGUGAAAUGGCACCAAGGUCUCCACUCCAGAGAACUUCAUCAGCUCAGCUGCUCCGUGUUACUGAACCGGCCCUGCAAUUUUUAAACCCUGGACUUUGUUCGUUCCAUUAUUCAGUCUCCUCUUAUCUGCCUGCCUGUCUCUCCAGCCACACUCUAUACACCAGUCGGUCUUCACCCCAGCCAUGCCUGCUGCCUAAUCCACCACCCUUUUCAUCACCACCUUCCCCUUUAAGAUUUUUGUAAUAAACCUUGGACCCUGGAGUCUGUUCUGCAUUUGGGUUACCUUUUAUCAUUGGUUGUUACACUGUAAAAACCACUUAGUGUUAACUUAAUCACUGAAGCUUGGAAGUCUGGUUCCCAAAUUUCCAAAUGGCUGUCAUCGUCAUGUGAAGAAAUCACAUGAAAAGCAGAGCACUAGCAGUGACCAGGGAUUCUGUGGGUAUAAACAGCUUGUGGAUCAAAUGUACCCACAUAUUGUAACAAAGCCAAUCAUGUCCAAAUUCAAAUCUGAAAAAUGCACCACAGUCUCUAAUGGUAGACACACUGUUAAACUAUGUUAUACAUAUACCUAAUAAACUGGCAAUGUAGUGUA